Messenger RNA from Drepanopeziza brunnea f. sp. 'multigermtubi' MB_m1, 726 nucleotides. RefSeq lists its product as uncharacterized. The record is from RefSeq and is a predicted model, not a curated record. Lineage: Eukaryota; Fungi; Ascomycota; Leotiomycetes; Helotiales; Drepanopezizaceae.
AUGAUGCUACGAUCGAAAUCCAUCUCCGCGACCUUGCUCGCCUUGAGCGUUCUCUUCAGUGAAGCUCAAGGAUUUUUCUGGCAAGAUAAACACACAGUCAUCGGCUACGCAACAGUCCCCUCAGAGGAGGCCCAGCGCAUCAAUGCAGACAACAAGGUACACGUGAGGGAAACCGACAGCCUCACGCAGCUCGGACCUGGCUUUUUCAUAGUCAGCGAACCUGAUAGCUGGUUCGGUGGAGAAGACAGUUGGUUCUGUGCCGUCAUGGCGAAAGGGAAGAAGAUGAAACAGAUCCCCAAAGCCUACAUCCCGAAAUCCUACGAAGUGAAGACCUGGAAUGGCUGGGUGGAGGAGUACCUCUGGGGCGCGCGCGAACAAUCUAUCGUGGAGUAUAUCAGGUCGGAGUUAUCGAUCAAGAAGGCCGAUGAAGCGCUGCGCGUCUCCUGGGUGAAAGGGAUGGCUUGGCAUCUGCAUAUGCUUAUUCCAAAGAAGGUGGUGGAGAACGACAAUCUGGAUCUAUGGGCCCAAUGCUUCGAAACCAUAGAUGAGCUGAUGGCGUUUUCGGACGAAACCAUCAAGUGGGAGGAUUGGAAGAUCAAGGGAGAUCCUGGACCCAAGGGCUUUAGCCGAACGGGAAGCUUGAGAAAUACAGGAGAAGAUCCUAAUGGACCGCCCUCGAGCCCAGUGCUGAGCUCGACAAAUGUACCUUUCCUAGAGUCUGUGUAG